Messenger RNA from Fonsecaea nubica, 1872 nucleotides. RefSeq lists its product as hypothetical. The record is from RefSeq and is a predicted model, not a curated record. Gene Ontology annotation, biological process: transmembrane transport. NCBI's taxonomy places the organism in Eukaryota, Fungi, Ascomycota, Eurotiomycetes, Chaetothyriales, Herpotrichiellaceae. The coding region runs from base 1 to 1872 and encodes 623 amino acids. The transcript is spliced from 2 exons. Gene Ontology annotation, molecular function: transmembrane transporter activity.
AUGGUCAAAGGAGCCAAACGGGCACUUCAGUUGCCCAAGCAGCAACUGCUCAUUCUAGCAGUAUGCCGCUUCGCAGAGCCUGUUGCAAUGACCUCGGUCUACCCAUACAUUCCGGAGAUGAUUCAAUCCUUCAAUGUCCCCAAUGAUAAAGUGGCCAAAUGGGCCGGACUUAUGUCUGCGACCUUUUCACUCUCACAGUGUCUGACCGGAAUCGCCUGGGGUCGGGCCUCAGACCGCUUUGGCCGCAAGCCCAUAAUCAUCCUCGCCCUGACCUGCACCAUGAUUUCGUCCAUAUUAUUUGGCUUCUCCAAAAAUCUUGCCUGGGCCUUUGUCACACGGUCUCUGCAAGGCCUCUCGAACGGGAAUGUUGGGAUCAUUCGGACAGCUGUGGCAGAGUUGGUACCUCAAAAGGAAUUACAACCGCGGGCAUUCAGUAUUAUGCCGCUCGUCUGGAACAUUGGCAGUAUAUUCGGGCCGUCUUUUGGAGGAUCUCUGGUCCAUCCUGCGGAAAGAUAUCCAGAAGUGUUUGGAAAGCUGAAGUUGCUCAAGGAAUAUCCCUUUGCGCUGCCGAACCUUCUGAUCAGCAUUCUUUUCAUGUGCGGGAUCACUGCCGGUUUCCUUUUCUUACACGAGACCCUCGAGGAAAAGAAAUCCCACAGGGACUACGGCCUGAUAAUGGGCAAAUUCCUGACCAAUUCCUGCACCCGAAGGCCACGAUCCAGGACCAGAACUUGGUCGAAUACCGAAGAGUCGGAUCCAUUUCUCCCUGGGAUUUCCAGUGAACUGUCCACACCGAUAUCUGGUUCCGUUGUCGCGGCUGAGAUCCCCAAACAGAACCCAGGCUGGGCGGAGGUCUUUUCCACACAGUCAAACAUCAAUCUCGGUGUGUAUACCUUUUUGGCCAUGCAUUCGGUGGCGUACGACCAACUACUGCCAAUAUUCAUGCAUUACCCGGUGCAAUCUAUUCAAGACCCCGAGGUCCAUCUACCUUGGAAGUUUGCUGGCGGAUUCGGCAUUGAUUCCAAUAGGAUUGGCCUAUUGUUUACUGUCUACGGCGUUUUUGGCAUGCUCAUCCAGUUCUUUGUCUUUCCCCCCUUUGCUAGGAGGUACGGCGUUUUGAACUGUCUCAAGGCUUGUUGCCUAGCCUUCCCCCUGGUCUACGUCGCGACACCUUUUACGGCCCUGCUGCCUACUGACUCGUCAAGGCAAGGUAUCAUGAUGUUGCUGAUGAUGGUCAAGGGCUUUUGCGGCAUCUUUGCGUUCCCUUGUUCCACCAUUCUUCUUACCAAUAGUGCUGCUAGUUUGAAGAUACUAGGGACGCUGAAUGGGGUGGCAACCAGUGUCUCUGCCAUUGGAAGAGCUGCCGGACCGGCUUUAGCGGGCGCUACGUUCACCAAAGGAGUCGAUAUCGGUUAUGUUGUAAUUUCUUGGUGGAUAUUGGCCCUGGUCGCCAUUGUGGGCGCCGUCCCAGUGUGGUUUCUGGUGGAGAUGGAAGGGUUUGGGGGGGACUUGGACGAUGAUGAAAGUGACCAAGACGAUGAUGAUAUUUACGACGACGAAGACGCCAAUGACGACGACGCUAAAGCAUCUUCGGUUGCCACCGCUGGAGCACAUUCUCGGAAGUCCAGUGCGCCAUCUGUUGCCGAAGAGGCGGUGGAAGACGACGAGGAGAUGCCGGGAUCUCGUCUUCUGACACCCGCUACUACGAGGACCUCGCAACGAUCUUCUCGCCGCCACAGUCUCCAGCUUCGACGAGUCCCGAGCCCUAUCGGAUUUGGCCACGGUGUCAUUCCACUCGGUGCCCGCAGAUACAGCAGCGACCUCGGAGCUACAAGGAGUGGGUUGGGAGCUGGCGGAACGAGCUAUUAUUGA